AUGGAUCAACAUACAAUUUUGAAUAAUACUGCUUCCAAUGAAGACAAAUAUCGAUUUCUUAAUCAAUUGAGAGUACUUGUGGUUGAUAACGAUAUUGUUUCUCUCAAUAUUCUUCAAUCCUCUCUCGAACAAUGCAGAUUCACAGUAAAAGCAACAUCAAGGUCAACAGAAGCUUUGGAAAUAUUGAGAAAUAAGGAAGAAAUAUUCGAUAUUGUCAUUACAGAUGUAGAGAUGAAUGAAAUUGAUGGUUUUCAACUCCUAGAAAUUAUAAAUCUUGAAAUGGAUAUUCCUGUCAUAAUGAUAUCUGCAUCGGACAACAUAGAAUUGGUAAUGAAAGGAGUGCGACAUGGAGCUCGAGACUAUUUGGUAAAACCUGUUCGAAUGGAGGAACUGAAAAACAUAUGGCAGCAUGUUGUGAGGAAAAAUGUGUUUAAUCCUAAUCAUUCCAAGUUAACAAUAACAAGAGCCGAAGAUGCUGACAAUAAUAAUUAUGCGACGAAAACAAUACCUUUUGCUCAACCUGUAGUAGAUGAUGAACAAUCGUGUCCUCCCAAGAAACCGAGAGUUAGUUGGUCGAAUGAGUUACAUCAUAAGUUCAUGGAUGCUAUUGAAAAACUUGGUCCGGAUGCAUAUCCGAAAAAGAUACUCGAGAUGAUGAAUGAACCAAAUUUGAGUCGCGAAAAUGUUGCUAGUCACUUACAGAAAUACAGAAAUGGGAUGAAGAAAGGGAAAAAAAUAGUAACUGCGGAAAUAAAUAGAGUUGCUCAAGAUCAAAUAUCGACAAAACAUGACAUUAGCAACGUUGUAAAAAUCAAUGGAGUACCUUUCAACUCAAACCAAAAUCAAUGUUUUAUCCAGCAAAACCAACAACUGCCACCCUCGUAUGGAAACUACUUCCAUCAACCUACCAUCUUUCCAUCAAAUCCAUCACUCUUGAAUAGAUCAUUCACGUUCAACACGCCAAACAAUAUUCCAAACCAUUCCUUAAUUCCAAACAUUGAUUCUAGUUAUGCAAAUUUUGGUAAUGUUCCUAAUCCAACCGGCAUUAACUAUGUUGGAAUUCAUCAACCAUAUAAUUCAUCAUGUCCCAGUUCAUAUGUUCCUAAUCUUCAAGUUACUAUCAGUCAGCCACCUCCAAUAAAUAUUCAAACAAACCCUAUAGUAUCGAGUUCAGGAAAUAUAACCGGUUUUCAAGAUCCACGCAUCAUCGAUGAAAAAUUUUUACCUAUGGGAGGAGGUAAUACUUAUACUCAAAAUGAAUGGAUUCAAACUGACCAUUUGUUGUAUAACCAACAACAACAGAUGGGAGAACAAAUCCAACCGGGUACUCCUAUUGCUGAUGACCUGAAUAUAAUGAUGAUUGAGGCUAAGCCAUGUAAAAGCUUAUGGGUUAGUGGCAUCAACCCAACUAUUAUAAAAGAGAAACUGGAAGAGGAUUUAUCAACCAUAUGA
Molecule: messenger RNA, 1452 nt
Organism: Impatiens glandulifera
Lineage: Eukaryota; Viridiplantae; Streptophyta; Magnoliopsida; Ericales; Balsaminaceae
Product: two-component response regulator ARR10-like
Exons: 6
Coding region: 1-1452 (483 amino acids)
Biological process (GO): phosphorelay signal transduction system; cytokinin-activated signaling pathway
Molecular function (GO): DNA binding
Source: RefSeq, a predicted model, not a curated record